UGUACCCUGCUACAAUUUUUGAGACUGUAUUUUGCGGGUACUUCGGACUUUAUUUUCCCGGCUUUUAUUGCGUCGGUCUUUCAAAGCGAAAGUGAGCUUUUGUUUCGAAGGCGUCGAGCGGAAGUUCUGCCUCCCGCUUUGUCGGCAGCUCGUCACCGCAGAGUCAGCAGAAGCAGUCGGCGAGGGAGAAGGAGACGACGACGCGUGCUGGGGGAGCAGGACUGGAGCGAGCGUUGCAGUCUCAGCCUCAUGCUUCCACCGGGCCGCGUCUCCUCCCUCCUCCUCACGGUGACGCUUCCGCCAUCUUUCUGAAUCAGUCACCGAGCACCAAGUCGCCCGCCGAGUCAUGGAUCUCUACUGCAUGGAGUCGGUGGCCGUGGUGAAAGCCCAGACGGACGCGACCGUCCUCCACGACGACCGGGUCCUGCAAAGCCUGCUGACCGUGGAGGACCGCUACCUGCCGCAGUGCUCCUACUUCCAGCGCGUCCAGAAGGAUAUUCAGCCGUACAUGAGGCGAGUCGUCGCGGGCUGGAUGCUCGAGGUGUGUGAGGCAGAAAGCAGCGAGGAGGACAUCUUCCCGCUGGCCAUCAAUUAUAUGGACCGAUUCCUUGCCGUGGUGCCCACCAGGAAGAAUUACCUGCAGCUGCUGGGCGCCGUGUGCAUGUUCCUGGCGUCCAAGCUGAAGGACAGCAGGCCCAUCUCCGCCGAGAAGCUCUGCAUGUACACGGACAACUCCAUCUCGCCGCUGGAGCUGCGGGACUGGGAGCUCGUGGUGCUGGGCAAGCUGAAGUGGAACAUGGCCGCCGUCACCCCCAACGACUUUGUGGAGCACAUCGUGCGCCGGCUGCCCAUCCCGGACAACAAGCUGCCGAUGGUCCGCAAACACACGCAGACCUUCAUCGCCCUGUGCGCGACAGACGACCGCCUCGCCAUGAACCCCCCCUCCAUGAUCGCCAGCGGCAGCACGGGGGCCGCCGUCUGCGGCCUGCAGCUGCACCACGCCGACCAGCGGCUGACCAGAGACAACCUGACGGACCUCCUGGCCAAGAUCACCAACACAGAAGUGGACUGUCUGCGCGCGUGCCAGGAACAGAUCGAGCGCGUCCUGGCUGCCAGCCUGCAGCAGGAGAACCGCUCCAGCGGCGCCAACAAGUCCAGGGAGCAGCAGCAGGACCAGUCCAGCACCCCUACGGACGUGCGCGAUGUCAACUUGUGAACCCCCGACCCCUUCCACGAACUUGAUUCUGCGUCCAGCGACAGCGUGACAAUCCAAGAAUUUCUAGCGAUUUAAGAAAUUUUUAAUUUCCUCCUUUUUUUUUUUUUUUUUUUUACAGUUUGCCCCCGAAUGCUUCUUGUACGCAUGUAAGAUAUUUAAGGAUCUUGAAACUUGAUAGUGCCUUAGUCCCCCCCCCCCCCUGCCGAGCGGAAGCCUGAAUAUAUUUUCAUACUUGAAGAAAAAUAGCUUAUUAAAUAUAUUCUUUUGACAGCGACAAAAAAAAUGUAUAUUUAGCUAGUAUUUAGUUAUGUUACUCUCUCAGCAUCUUAGCAGUUAUUGAGUUUAAUCGGGGGUGUUCCGCUAGCUGUUGUCGCCGACGCCUGCAGUGCUGCUGGGUGAGGGUGGGGUGGGGGGGGUGGGGGGGUCAUGCGUGAAAGGAGGAGUGGGCUGGGCCCGCUCACACCGGAAGUGGCGAGGUUGUCGUUCCGAAAGGCGGUGACGACGAGUCGGGGGCUGGGGGGGGGUCCGCGGAGGUUGCGAGCGGGACAGACGCAGGUGUUGGAAAAGAAUCGGGAAUGUAAGCUAAAAAAAAAAAAAAAAGAAAAGCAGUGGGGAGGAGAAGGUUCCUGGUUGCGGUUGAAGCGCGUCGCACCGCCAAAUUAGUUUUGGAGUUGUGGAGCGAGGUGUGACAUAGGAACAAUAUUGAUGCACUUUUAAAAAAAAAAAAAAAAGCAAAAAAAAAAACACUCCUUCGGGAUGCAGACGGGGAUGGUGGGCGAGGAGUCUUUAUUUUGGUUCGUAGGGUCUUUCACACAACCCCCCCCCCCUCCCCCUCUUAUUUUUCUCUUAUAAGUUAUUUGUUUUGGGUUUUUGUUUUUUUUUUUCUCUUCUGGGCUGGAUUCCCACACAGGGCAAUGAAAGUUGGUAGUUGAUUGUCGACCAAGAAAAGACCAGUCAAAUGUAGACUUUUUUUUUUUUUUUUUGUGUUUGUUUUUGUUUUAUUUAAUCGUACUUGAAAUGUCAUAGCCAAGCCUUCCUUUUCUAGUUCUAUCCCCGGGGGGGGGGGUUGUUUGCAUUCAACUCUCGGAAGUUUGCCGUCAAAAUAUCUGCAUGCGUGUGUGCUGGUGGGGUUUUCGUCGUGUGAUACUUAAGUCUAUGUAGAAGUUUAAAAAAAAAAAGAGCACACAAAUGCCCCCCCCCGCGCACAUGUUGUGAAACGUUCCCAUUUCAGGUGUUUGCAGAGAAAAAUGUCAAAAGGGUUGAACGAGUUCAUUCCAAAGCAAAAAAAAAAACACGAAAAGUUGACGGACGUCAUUUCUCUUUGCUGCUACAAAAAGCUUUUUUUUCCCCCCUCCCACCCCCCCUUUCUUCCCCCUUCUUUUCGCUCGUCUUAACAAUUAAAUUGUGAUUCACUUG
This is a messenger RNA of Syngnathoides biaculeatus (alligator pipefish), 2632 nucleotides long. RefSeq names its product G1/S-specific cyclin-D2-like. Gene Ontology annotation, biological process: mitotic cell cycle phase transition; regulation of cyclin-dependent protein serine/threonine kinase activity; positive regulation of G1/S transition of mitotic cell cycle. Bases 347 to 1216 code for a protein of 289 amino acids. Gene Ontology annotation, molecular function: cyclin-dependent protein serine/threonine kinase regulator activity. The record is from RefSeq and is a predicted model, not a curated record. Gene Ontology annotation, cellular component: cyclin-dependent protein kinase holoenzyme complex; cytoplasm; nucleus. The transcript has 5 exons. NCBI's taxonomy places the organism in Eukaryota, Metazoa, Chordata, Actinopteri, Syngnathiformes, Syngnathidae.